Suillus fuscotomentosus is the source of this 1689-nucleotide messenger RNA. RefSeq lists its product as uncharacterized. Bases 1 to 1689 code for a protein of 562 amino acids. The transcript has 7 exons. NCBI's taxonomy places the organism in Eukaryota, Fungi, Basidiomycota, Agaricomycetes, Boletales, Suillaceae. The record is from RefSeq and is a predicted model, not a curated record.
AUGUUUGGAAAACGUGUUCGCUUUGCUACUUCAGUAUAUUCGGAUGAUCAGGACUCGGUCACCAGUGCUACUUCUUACAGCAGCUAUGACAAUUCCUCUGACUCCUACAGACCCUCGUGCAGCAACUCUCCGGAGAUAGCAAAACACAAAUUCGAAGGGCCACUCGCCUGGUGGAGUGGAUACACACCGUUAGACUCAUGGAUUCCGCCCAUGCCUUCCCAGAUACCGAGGUUUAAGGGACUGAUCGGAGUGGAACCUUAUAUAAGGUUCAAACAAUAUAAAUUGGCUGACGAGGUACGGUUAAGCCAAGAGUGGACAAACGAUCCCAUCGCAAACAGGGACAUAAGAUACGACAUGUGCUUCUUAGGAGAAUUUGAUGAAGUUACAAGCAUGCUAGCAGGUUUGUCACAUCCCGUCACAUCCUGGAUAUAUUCUAACAUGAUUUUGGAAGAUAUCCAUGUCCUUGACAUGCUUCAUGGUCCUGCCGUUACUCGAACGGCCGGUCCACGAUCCCAAGGACUCACGAACUUGGACCAGUCGCCUCUCGGUUACAUACAGGAGAAUGGCGGUUCCAUGGAUCGAUCCAUGUGCGAUGAUGAGCGGCCGGAUAAAUCUUGGAUGGAACUAAUCGGCGGCAUAGCUGCGGAUGACAUUGCCAGAUCACCGACAAUGGACCCUUAUGACUGCGGUUGGGAGAUAAAUUUGGCUGCCGAAUAUAUCGCUCUGGGCUUGUUCUCAGCAGAGCAAGUAGAUCCGUACGACUGCGGAUGGGAGGAUCACAUGGACGUCGAAACGUCGGGAGUGAAGGACUUUCCCCGAGACUUUGGACGGGAGGAUGAUUCGAAGAAGGACGGUCCGGCAACGGGUCUGCCGAUGGGUGAGGAAGAAGAUGCCUACGACUGCGGAUGGGAGGAUGCUAUGGAGAUCCAACCCGCAGCCUCAUCGAUGACUCUCGGCGACGAAGAAGAUCCAUACGACUGUGGAUGGGGGGAUCAGCAAAAUGAUACCACAGUGCCCAUAUCCAGUGCUGCAACGGAGGACCUGUAUGAUUGCGGAUGGGAGGACAAAGAGGAUGCCAACCGUGUGUCCAAGGUCGUGAAUCUCGAGGACCCUUAUGACUGCGGAUGGGGAAAUGAUGAUACCGACAACCUGGAUGUUGUAUCCAGGAAUGACCCUUCAAGCAAACAAUUGGGUCGCCAGAUGGAUAGUCCGACACCGAUGUACGGGCUCGAUAUAAUCGACCUAACAUCGUCAUCUGCAUCUCAUAGAUCAGAAAGCAAUAAAAGAUACCAGCCGAUGACUAUAGAGAUACCGGAAAUCAUCGACCUGACAUCGGACACUGGAUCUUGCGCAGCGUCUUCACAUACGGCGUCCCAACUCAACACUUUUCAGGAGGCUGGUCUGUCAAUGCAUCGUGCCAUCCAGCGACUGAACAGCAUCGGAACUCAUCAGCGGAAUGAGGAUGCACAGAAUAUGGUCACGGAUAAUCCCUCUGGCACACCAAACCAAUUUCCGGCAGGCGCGUUGAGGGCGAACCGGAGGCUCAUUGUUGCAUAUGGAGAAGCACGGGACAGAGUGACGGAGCUUGGUGAGGAUGUUGUUGCAAUCUACCGAUUGCUGGACAUCCACAGGCGCAUUAUGGAUCCGUUGGAUGCUAUGAUAACACACCUUCAGCAAGGUGAUGAGUAG